AAGCGGAAGCGUCAGCGUUCACAAACGGUGAACACAUACACACACCAAAACGGUGCGCGCAGCCGCCAAACUUGGUAGUCAGUCGGCGAAAAGCAAGAGGAAAAAACAAAAAAAAAAAAAACACUCACAGCUGAAGAAAAUUGCAACACACACACCAGGCGCGCUCAAGGAGAAGUUCAUUAGAAGAGCGUUGAAUGCAGCACAUUAGCAACGUCAGCGCAAAACAUACAGAGAGAUAGAGAGAGAGAGGGAGCACAAACACACACAAAAACACGCACAUACACAACACACACACACACACACAACAUGGCGGCCGUUGAAGUGCGCAAUGGUUAUAAGUACUAUGGCUCCAAAUCGAGUCCCAAGAUUGUGCUCAACCAACUGAAUAUGAACGUCAUGCGUGGCUCCAUCUAUGGCCUGCUGGGUGCCUCGGGCUGUGGCAAGACCACAUUGCUUUCGUGCAUCGUGGGUCAGCGUUGUCUCAAUGGUGGCGAGGUUCGGGUGCUGGGCGUCAAACCCGGCGAGCCGGGCAGCGGUGUGCCCGGCUCACGUGUUGGCUUCAUGCCGCAGGAAAUCGCGUUGGUUGAGGAGAUGACGGUCAAGGAGACGAUCUUCUAUUUCGGACGCAUCUACGGACUCACAGAUGAGCGCAUUCGCGAGAAGUUCAAAGACCUAAAGGAUCUGCUCCAAUUACCGCCAGCACGUCAAAUGAUCAAGGAGUGCAGCGGUGGACAACAGCGACGUUUGUCCUUUGCCUGCGCCAUGAUCCACGAUCCCGAGCUCCUCAUCCUCGAUGAGCCUACAGUCGGUCUCGAUCCCAUGUUGCGCGAAAAAAUAUGGAACUUUCUGGUGGAAACGACUCGAAAUAGCAAAUUGGCUGUGAUCAUCACCACACAUUACAUUGAGGAGGCCAACCAAGCGAAUUACAUCGGUCUCAUGCGAAAAGGCGUUCUACUGGCCGAGGACACGCCUACAAAUAUCAUGAUUAAAUUUGGUACACAAUCCAUUGAGGAAGCAUUUUUGAUACUCAGCCAGCGCCAGGGCACUGAGGAUCAGGUCGUGGAUCAGAACAGAAAUCAAUCAGUGGCGCUGCCUGCCGCAGUGCUGCCACUUGAGGUGAUCGAUUCACAUGACCCAACCACGGACGAGAAGCCGCCCAUUCCGUACGAAGAGACACCGAAUGAGAAUCGCAAGAAGGUCUUCUUUACGACCAAAGGGCGCCUCAAGGCGCUCAUGACCAAGAAUUUUGUGCAACUAUUCAGGCAGCCCUCUGGUAUCAUUUUUAUGCUGCUGUUUCCCAUCAUACAACUCACCUGCUUCUACCUGGCCAUUGGCAAGACACCCACAAAUCUGGAGCUGGGCGUCUACUCCGGCGAGGUGGACAGCUACUCUGAGUGCUUCGAUGCGAAUUUGAAAACGAUUUACAAUGCCAACGAUACCUGUCACUUUAAUAAGCUCUCCUGUCGCUACAUACUCGAACUGGGCGACGAUAUAGCAACCAGAAAGUAUUACGCCUCCCAAGAGGAUGCCCUCAAAGAGGCCAAAAGGGCUCUGACUGUCGGCUAUAUUUAUUUUGCGCACAACUUUAGCGAAUCGGUGCACGAACUCAUAGAGGAUGGCAUCCAUGCCAGCGAUGGAGCCGUCGACAAUGCCGAACUGACUGUACACAUCGAUAUGACAGAUCAACAAGUUGCCUACUAUAUGCAACGCAAAUUGCGGGAUAAGUUCAGCGAUUUCAUGAACGGAGUUGUUCGCGAUUGCAAUGUGUCCUCGGCGCUGGUGAAGCUGCCCGUUCAGUUCCAGGAUCCCAUCUACGGCAGUACGGACAUUGAGUUCCAGCAGUACUGUGCACCCGGUGUGGUAAUGACCAUGGUAUUUUUCCUGGCUACUUUGAUGACGGCUGCUGUUUUCAUAUCAGAGCGCAUGGAUGGCAUUUGGGAUCGUACUUUGCUGGCUGGUGUCUCGGCAACCGAAAUGCUUUGGGCACAUCUGUGCACCCAGCUGAUAAUUAUGACACUGCAAUCGUUUGAGGUGAUCAUGUACAUUGGCAUCGUAUUCGAUACGUAUAACAAUGGAGAUACGACCACGCUGAUAGGACUGCUAACGCUAACAGCUUUCUGUGGCAUGUUGUUCGGUCUGUUUAUCUCUGUUUUCUGCAAAUCGCACACGGAGGCUAACUUUGUGGCCACAGGCGCUUUCUAUCCCAUGAUAAUACUAUGCGGUCUGCUGUGGCCGCUGGAGAGCAUGCCACGGUUCUUGCAGGAUCUGGUAAUGGUGCUGCCAUUCACCAUACCCUCGAUAUCGGCACGAAAUGUCAUCGAGAAGGGUUGGAGCAUCACCAACGCGAAGGUCUACAACGGAUUCCUUGUGAUGGCCGCCUGGACAAUCAUCUUCUUUGUGCUAUGCCUGGUGGGCAUUAGGCGCAAGGCGUAGUGGGUUGGUGUCUACAUUCUAGGCGUAGUAGUGUAUUAGCAUUUCCCCUUAGGCGAUUUUAUAUAUGUAUGUAUAUUGUCAUAGUAUCUAUAUAAUUUAAUAAUUAUCGGAAGCAUAUCACUCGCAUGUCGCAGACUCUCAUUAUAAAAACAAAAACAAAUUGAAAAUAAACUCAUCAUCGCAUUGUUAGCCAGACUGCAAUUGGGUUGCCCGGGGAUUUUCAGCGAGUUGUACUAAUUAAGGUAAUAAAGUGGUUUUUUAUAUUGCGUGUAGUACUAAAUUAUGGCAACCCAAUGUGGGACUGUACUAAAACAUAAGGUCUAAAGGGUGUCUCACAAAUAUUUAUAGUACAUAGCACACAGCAUUCGCAUUCAUGAACGAAGUCUAAGCAAUCAAAUGAGUUUACAUGUUUAGUACAUUUAUUAUUAUUAUUAUUAUUAUUAUUAUAAUAACAACCAAUGUAAAU
This is a messenger RNA of Drosophila grimshawi, 2899 nucleotides long. Its product is annotated as ABC transporter G family member 20. Gene Ontology annotation, molecular function: ABC-type transporter activity; ATP hydrolysis activity; ATP binding. The record is from RefSeq and is a predicted model, not a curated record. Gene Ontology annotation, cellular component: membrane. NCBI's taxonomy places the organism in Eukaryota, Metazoa, Arthropoda, Insecta, Diptera, Drosophilidae. Bases 307 to 2433 code for a protein of 708 amino acids. The transcript is spliced from 10 exons.